UCCGCCUGCGGCCCGACUUCGGAGGUCCGCCCGUGGAUGUGGGCAUGCGGAUAGAGAUCGCCAGCAUCGACGUGGUCUCAGAAGUCAACAUGUAAUGAUUGAAGACAUUGGAUGUAAUUCCAAUCCCGUUGCAGUUAAGGGGACUGCUGCCUUGACUGCAAAGAGUAAUAUUGGAUCCCAAUACAGUAAUGAUGAGCAUCUUCAUUUCCAACAUGCUACACUUAUAAUGAGUCUAAUCUUGUUCCUGGCUGUGCUUUGAGCAAUAAAGAGCAUCAUCAUUACAGCUACGCAGACUCCUGCCAGAUCUCUGCUUCUUUCUGCAAGACACAACUGUGUUGCCACAUACUUAAUUUAAUUGUGAAGUUAUAAAUGCCAACAAGGUUUAUGAAGCAUUUCUCUGGAAAAUCAUCAGCACAUUUGGAAAACAAAAAUGCAAGGCACUUCACUAACAACUAGAGCUACCAACUGAAUCAAACAAAAUGACAAUACCUUGCACAACUUCUUCUCCUACAGAAAUCUUGCAUCUACAAAUGAUUUGCAGUUUUCUGACAGAGCACAUGAUUUCUGCAAAACUGAAGCUUGCUGUGGGAAAAUUCUGAUCCUGUUUAAAAAACCCAAAUGGCUUCUCUUAUGAAAACAGAAAGCUUUUACUCUACUGUCCUGGAGUCAGCAGAGCUUCUUAUCUUGUUUCCUCUGACAGAAGCGUAGUUCACAAAAACCACAGCCUCCUGUGAGCUAGGCCAGUACACCGAAUAAUUUGAGUACAUGCUCCUCGCCCCCUCUUCCCACUGCUUUGGACAGAAGAGGGGAACUGGAUAACGUAUGCUGCAUCAGUCUUCACUGAAAACAAAACCAAAAGGAUCACUGAACUAUGUCCUUAGAAAGAAAGGCAAAUGCAAUUGAUACACUAGCGUGCACUUCCCUGACUUCCUGGUUUCCUUGCCUGGCUGGACUGCGGACUUAAUGAACAGACAUAGUUGCCCUGACAUUUUUAGAGAACAUCAUGAGUAGAACCAGACUACACCCUGACCAUGUACUUCCAGCAGUCCUGGAGGGAUAAAAGGCUCUCUUAUUCUGGAAUACCUUUGAACCUAACUUUGGACAACAGAGUGGCUGACCAGCUCUGGGUGCCGGACACGUAUUUCCAAAAUGACAAGAAGUCAUUUGUCCAUGGGGUGACAGUGAAAAACCGAAUGAUUCGACUCCAUCCAGAUGGGACAGUCCUUUAUGGCCUACGGAUCACAACAACAGCUGCUUGCAUGAUGGAUCUACGCAGAUAUCCUCUGGAUGAACAAAAUUGCACACUAGAAAUUGAAAGUUAUGGAUACACUACUGAUGAUAUUGAAUUUUACUGGAAUGGAGGAGAGUCGGCAGUGACGGGAGUUAAUAACAUCGAGCUCCCACAAUUUUCUAUUGUUGAUUACAAGAUGGUAUCAAAGAGAGUGGAAUUUACAACAGGAGCAUAUCCUCGAUUAUCACUUAGCUUCCGGCUUAAAAGGAAUAUUGGAUACUUCAUUUUGCAAACCUAUAUGCCUUCCACGCUGAUCACAAUUCUGUCAUGGGUAUCUUUUUGGAUCAAUUAUGAUGCCUCUGCAGCCAGAGUUGCUCUAGGAAUCACAACUGUGCUGACCAUGACCACCAUCAGCACCCACCUCAGGGAGACCUUGCCAAAGAUUCCCUAUGUCAAGGCAAUAGAUAUUUACCUGAUGGGAUGCUUUGUGUUUGUGUUCCUGGCCUUGCUGGAAUAUGCCUUUGUAAACUACAUAUUCUUUGGGAAAGGACCCCAACGUCAAAAAAAGGCAGCGGGCAGGGCAGGACAUGCUACAGGCGAGAAGAGCAGACUGGAAACAAAUAGAGUCCAGGUUGAUCCCCAUGGAAACAUGCUGCUCAGCCCACUUGAAAUACGGAAUGACGUCAGCAGCUCAGAUGUGUUCACAAGCCUCCGUGACCCCCGAGGCACCGCGUACACGUAUGACAGUGCCAACCUGCAGUACAGAAGAGCCACUUCCAGCAGAGACCUCUACAGCAGGAGCACUUUGGACAGGCACAGGCUUCACAGAAAAGGACGCUUACGAAGAAGGGCAUCCCAGAUCAAAGUCAAAAUCCCUGAUUUGACUGAUGUAAACUCGAUAGACAAGUGGUCCAGAAUGGUCUUUCCCAUCACGUUUAUUCUUUUCAAUGUUGUUUACUGGCUGUAUUAUGUCCACUAAUUUAUGCAAUAAGGUCACCAUAGACUAACAUAAUUAAACGUGUUUUUUUUCCUUCUCAAUUUUGUUAACUCUGAAGAACUGCAGUAGCCAUAAUGUUACAUGUUCAAGGUAAGAUACCCAGCUAUUGAAUACUUCUAGAUUUAAGCUUUCAAAAAGUAAUAUAAACCCAAGCCAAAUCCAGCCUCACUACAUUCAGAUCAGAAUAGUACAGACCUGCUCCUAAAGAGCAUCUUCAGCAAAAGUGCUAUACCUUGAUUUUUACAAAGAAUUUGUGCAUCAUCCAUGACCUUUCUGUAUCCACUUUUAUCUUUUUUUUUAAAAGUGGAAUAAAAACUAGUCCUACUGUAUUCCCACAGCAGCAUGCUUCCAAACAAGACAGUAAAACAACUCAAAGUAGUAGUCAUGUCACAGUCUUUCAGCGUUUAGAGUGUAAAGAAAUUUGAAGAAAUAACUGUCUGAAGGAUUAUAACUAUUAUCUCACGCAUCAUUUCAAAGACAAUAGUUAUACUAGGAAGUAUUUCCAUAGUAUCUGUAAGAUGCAUCACUCAAGGAGAUGUAAGUCGCUUCACAUUUUCAGAGAGGCAGGGAUCUUCAAAAGAAUGAAAGGGCAGCAGAGACAAAUGUCACUGAUUUUCCAACUAAGGAAUCAGCUGAUUGGAACUAACUGGAUUUUUGUUAUUUCCACAAAAUGGCAAAGUUGAGACUGCUGAGAACAAUUGUGCCAUGUGUAAUUUUGUAUUAAAAAGCAGAAAACAAACACGUGUUCAUUCCUGGAAGCAACUACCAAGGGAUACCCCAGCCCAAGAGUGGCUACUUUUCUUGACUCCCAAGUUUCCUGUGACUGGUAAUGGCAACACAUUCUCCCAAAAGUUAGCAGGUGCCUGGGAACAGGUCUGAGGAGAGUUCUGCAUGCAGUUUCCUACAGAUUUCCUUACUGCGCUGAGGAACAAGAGAUACAGCUGAGUCUUAUGGCACGCUGGUGGUGUUGGGUACACUGCUCCUGAGGAGUUGCCUCUCCCCACCCGGCUGCUUAUCGCCUGACACAACCACAGCCAAGGAGCUGCAGGUGAAGUGCUGGCAAGCUGCAUGCAACUGAGGAGCAAUAGGUCAGUCAUGUCCUAUCUGUAUCA
Molecule: messenger RNA, 3340 nt
Organism: Phalacrocorax carbo (great cormorant)
Lineage: Eukaryota; Metazoa; Chordata; Aves; Suliformes; Phalacrocoracidae
Source: RefSeq, a predicted model, not a curated record